AUGAUCAGCAGCUUCGAUUUACGAAUAGAGGUCGAGGCUCUCCAGGAACUUGAUAGCUACGACAUACCACACGAUUAUGAUCUCACAACAGAGGAUCCGGAGCGGCUUCUUGAAGCUGCCGUGGAGGCUGUCGCCGACUCUAGCAGCGCAAUUAUAGAUGAACAGGUCUUUGACAUAUAUAGGUGUCUACUCAAACACGCAGACGCGGUAUCUGGCUCCGUCAUGAGCAAACUACUCGACUCCAUCUCCUCUGGUCUCCUGGCGGAAUUAGAGGCCACUAUGCGUGAUGUGGAGUUGGGAGACCAGCAGUCGUACAUGGCGCAUAAAACGCCGUUGGAGCUGUACGCGUUUUUGCUGCAAUGGUUCGUUACGGCGGCUGAGAAGGUCAAGGCCACUGAGGAUGAUGCGCCACCGCCGGCAGCUGCUACAAAGGGUAGGAGAGGGAGGGGAGGUAAAGCUGGAGCUGAGAGAGGAGCGGGUCGUGGAGCUGCGAGCAAGAAGAAUGAGUCGUGGACUUGGCAGGACCAGAUCCCUGCGACACUUGGGCUGAUUGUCAAAGUUCUGCGUCUUCAGACGCAACGUAUUUGGACGACGACUGCUGAAAGGGAAGACUUUAUCAAAACCAUCACAAGACCCGCAUAUCACGUCGCUGAAAACGAACAAUACAUGAAAAAGUCAGAUAUCAAGCUCUGGGUCUACAAAGUCAUCUGUCUCUCCGUGAAACACCAUGGUCAAUCUUUUGCUGUCCACAUCAACAUCAUCCAAUUUCUUACAUUCUUUGAACACCUUUCCGAGCCCAUGGCAGAGUGCCUCACCGUCCUUGCUGGGGAGUACGACCAUGCUCAAGUCGGGGACGAAAUCUUACGCGAUAUCGCGGGCAAGACGUUCAAUGCACAAGAUAGCAAAGGCCCUCGUGCAUUCGCGAGGUUCCUCGUCAAAUUCGCAGAGCUCGCUCCACGCGCAAUACUCAAACAACUCAGCCUCCUUCUAGACCAGCUGGAUUCCGAGUCAUACCCAAUGCGUCAAGCCCUAGUCGAAGUCAUCGGCUCCAUCAUCACCGAGCUCUCAAACACAAGCACAGACAACGACAACUCCAAAACCGCCCAAAAGCAAAUAAGCGGGCUCUUCGACCUGCUCCUCGAACGCACGCUCGACAUCUCCUCAUACGUGCGCACGAAGCUCCUCCAAGUUCUCGCAAAGAUGUGCGACUUGAAGCCCAAGUUUCCUAAACAGCGCUUGGCGAUUACCAGUGCUGCCAUUGCUGCGCUGGCGGAUAAGGGCGCGACGGUGAGGAAGACGGCUGCGGCGCUUUUGGUGAAGUUGUUGGAGACGCAUCCGUAUCGCACGCAUGGGGGUAUGUUGCAGCUUGAUGUGUGGCAGGCGGAGUAUCAGGAUGUUUGUAAGGAGUUGGAGAAGAUUGAGGGGAAGAUUGGGAAUGCGGUUGAGAAGCCGGAGGGGGAGGAGGAAGAGGAGGAAGAGGAAGAACAGGAGGACGACGAAGAAGAGGAGGGAGGAGGGGAGGAGGGUGAAUCUGGAAGGAAGAAGAAAUCGAAAAAGUCAAAGGUCAAGAAGGAAGAUUCGAUGGAUGUAGAUACCGAACCAGAGGACAACGAAGAUGAAGAGAGCGACGAAGAAGACGAGGACGAGGAUGACGCGAAAAUGGCCGUCAACGAAGAUGACGAAAACGCCACGCCCAAGAAAAAGCCCAAGAAGAAAAAGAAGCAUGCAAAGCUCAAACCCCGCAAAUCUCAAUUGAACGUGGCUGCCGUUACCGAGGAACAAGCCGUCCUGGCCGGGUUGGAGGGUCAAGAACUUCAGCUGAUGAAGUUGCGCAAGAAAUAUUUCGUCGAGGGCCUGGCUUUCAUUCGUCAGAUUGAGAAUGCGAUGGAGCCAAUGGGGUUGCUUUUAGGAUCGAAGAAUAAGCUGGAGGUUGCUGAGGCUAUUGAGUUCUUCAAGGUUGCGCAUGAUUAUGAGUUUGAGAGCGCCAAGGUCGGGAUUAGGAAGAUGCUGCAUUUGAUAUGGGUCAAGGAUAACAACAAUUCUGGACCUGCGGAGGAGGCUAAGGAGGGUAAAGGUGUUCGGCAGAAGCUGCUUGACUGUUAUCGCGGAUUGUACUUUGAAGCUAUCGAGGGUCUGCAGCCGAAAGAGCAAGUCAGCCGUAUCGCGAAGAAUUUGGUAGAGCGAACAUACGAGACCACGUUGGCUGAACUGACAAGUCUGGAGGAGAUGAUGCGUAUUAUGAGCGAAGAAGAGCAGAUUCAUCAAGAUGUCAUUUCCAAGCUUUGGCAGAUUUAUAGUUCUAAACAAAACAUUCCGAGUCAGCAGCGCCGCGGAGCCAUCAUCAUCUUGGGCAUGCUUGCCUUGGGAAGACGCAGCGUGCUGAGUGAUCGUGUUGACACCCUACUCAAAGUGGGUUUGGGACCGUUGGGCAAGGCUGAUCUUACCUUGGCUCGAUACACAUGCGUGGCUUUACAGCGAUUGAACGGGAGUGCCAAGAAGGUCAAAGGUUCCCUCCUCGAUAAAACCAUGCGCAUCGAGAUGACCAAUCCGAUCUUCCGCAAACUCCAAGAUGCCGUCAACCAUCCCUGUCGAUCCCGAGAAUGGUUUGGGUUCGCUGAGCAAGUCAUCAACACCGUAUAUGCGCUUGGCGAGCAUCCAGACGUGUUCUGCAAUGAGCUUAUCAAGAAAUUUACUAUCAAAGCUUUCACCCCUCGUGCUCCCAAACCUGCUGUUCCUAAACCCAAUAACGAGCCGCCAGAGACGGACCCUGAUGCUAUGGCUGAAGACCAUCCAGGAGACUUUACCCAAAACUCAUUGGACACGGCCACGCAGGACUCGACUCCAGGAACGCAGCAGGGUGAUAAGGAGAAGGAUGUCGGCGAUGCGUUUGAGCUAAGCCAGCUUCUUUUCAUUGUGGGACAUGUGGCUAUCAAGCAGAUCGUGUUUCUGGAACUUGUUGAGCGGGAGUGGAAGCGCCAAAAGGACGAAAAACAAGCUGCCGAAAAGUUGGCAGCGAAGGCGAAAGGCACCGAUAAAGCUUCCAAGGAUGGCGAGGAGCUUGAUCAAGUUGCUGGUAAUGCAGAGGACGAAAUUGGAGAUCGCGUCGCAGGUGUUCGUGAAACGGAGAUGCUCUACGGCACUGACUCCCUUUUGGCGAUGUACGGUCCCAUGGUCGUCCAUAUCUGUGGUAGCCCUCACAAAUUCAAGAGUCCGACACUGCGAGCAGCUGCAACGCUAUCAUUCAGCAAGUUCCUUUGCGUCAGUUCGCAGUUCUGCGACCAGAACCACCGGCUACUAUUCAAGAUCCUCGAAACGUCCAAAGACGCCAACAUCCGGAGUAAUAUCGUCAUCGCGCUGGGCGAUGUCGCUGUUUGACGCAUUUGAUCUUGAACGGGAUGAUCAAGGUGAAAGGCCAGCUUGGGGAGAUGGCCAAGUGCGUUGAAGAUGAAGAUGCACGUAUUGCGGAUCUGGCGAAGCUGUUCUUUAGCGAGCUGUCUACGAAGGAGAACGCGAUCUACAAUAACCUCCCUGAUGUGAUCAGCCAUUUGUCGACGGGUGAUCAUGCCGUUGACGAAAAGACUUUCAGGAGUACACUCCAAUACAUCUUCACCUUUAUCGAAAAGGAAAAACAAGCAGAGAACAUCGUCGAGAAGCUAUGCCAGCGUUUCAGGCUCAGCGAAGAUCCUCGUCAAUGGCGCGACAUCGCUUUCUGUCUUUCCCUCCUCCCAUUCAAAUCGGAGCGGUCCGUCAAGAAGCUAAUUGAGGGCUUCCAAUUCUAUCGGGAUAAACUACACGAACCUCAGGUGUAUGAAAAGUUUACAGAGAUUCUGGCAAAAGCACGUUCUAAUAAAUCUAAGGACAAGCCGGAUAAUGAGCUCAAUGAGUUCGAGCAUCUUCUGGAGGAACACAAGAACCAAGGAGAGGAAGACCAAGCUCUCGAAAAGCGUGUAGAGAAGAAGGCAGCGAAGAAACGGGCCUCAAAGCGAACUACCCGGAAGAAACCUGUUCAAGCCGAGGAAGAGUCUGAGUGAUGCGAUGUUUGAUUUUUGUAUAAUUUAUUACCAUGAACCACUGGGAUCUUUUCUUGUAUCACAUACUGUAUCGUAGUAAAAACCACUGUUUAAUGGCAUAU
This is a messenger RNA of Laccaria bicolor S238N-H82, 4132 nucleotides long. RefSeq names its product mitotic chromosome condensation-related protein. The transcript has 17 exons. Gene Ontology annotation, biological process: mitotic chromosome condensation; meiotic chromosome condensation; mitotic cell cycle. The record is from RefSeq and is a predicted model, not a curated record. Gene Ontology annotation, molecular function: histone binding. Lineage: Eukaryota; Fungi; Basidiomycota; Agaricomycetes; Agaricales; Hydnangiaceae. Bases 1 to 3375 code for a protein of 1124 amino acids. Gene Ontology annotation, cellular component: condensed chromosome, centromeric region; nucleus.